GGGAUCAUGAAAUUGACAACUUUGGUAGAGGCCUGCCUACUUUACAUGGCUAUGCAUUCAGUUGUUUUGCUUUUUCAGAAAGAUGUGCUUUUGUAGAAAAAACGAGUUUUGAAAAUUGUUAAAUUUUUGUUGCGCUUCCUAGUCCCCAGGAGUCCUAAAAUUAACAAAUUUUGUCUCUAUUAUUCCAAAGAUGUUUCAUACCAAACUGAUAGAAUUGAAAGGGUAGUAAUCAAGAAGUAGUAAAAAUGUUCAAUUAUCAACGCAUGACGGACGACGGACGCAGACCCAUGCAAAAAGGUCGCCCGAGUGACAAUAGGAUGCUCAAUAUUUUCAACGAUGAAGCAAAACAAAUUGACAUCUAGAUAAUUUUUGUAUAUCAGCGCAGGUAUACGUUUACGUGAAGUUUUUUUGUUUGUUUUUUUUUUUUUUUUGUUGGUUUUUUGUUGUAUUUUUUUUUUUUUUGGUUUUUUAUUUUUGUUCUGAAGUUUUGAAAUUAGAAAUUGCCACGCCAUUGUCGUCGUUUAUUUUUUGGCUUAUGGACUAUGUUUAGACAGACUGAAUCCAAUCUCUCAAGACUACAUAUAUAACAAUCGCGGGGUAUAUGAAAAUACCUCAACCGGGAGACACAAAUAUCUAAAACAAAUUUACGAGACGAUAUUCCACUCAGGUUAUGUAUUCGCAAUAUACAAGUACUUAGAUUUUAUAAAUGAUCAUUGGAAUUUCAACUUUUAAAGUCUUAGUAAUUGUCGAAUUGGAUUGCCAGAAGUGGGCGUUGUCAUAUGAUAUAGUGUGUGUCUAUCUAUCUAUCUAUCUAUAUAUUGUUGUUUAUACAGUUGAAUUUUCAAUUUGGGAACCAUAUUUCAUAUUUCCGUAUCUCUGUCUAACAUAAUAGACAGUCCACAUAUGGUCAUACCUGGUAUGCCUACUAGAUGGCCAGCUGACUUUUUUCUGAACGUAGUAUUUAAAUAGUAUGGCAUUCCUUUGGUAAGUCAAUUGACACGUAGUAAAUUAAAGUCACGGGAGGUUUUUUUUAAUAAUGCGAUUAUACAGCAUUCUAAUAAGAGAAAUUUUACUUGCAUUAUCAGACAGCAAAACUGACUUCUCUGAGAUAACGUAGAAAUGAAGAUGCGUUACUUGCGGUGAAAAUUAUCUGCAAGGUGUUAAAAUGGCAAGACGGAGAUGGAUAUAUGCAAUAUUCAUCAAUGUUGGUGGAACCAUUUUCCAAACAAGGAUGUCCACAUUGAAAAAUAUUCCGGAUUCUCGCCUGGGAAAUCUGUCUCCGGCCUCCCCCGAGUACAACGCUGAAACGGAUGAAUAUUUCUUUGAUCACAGUCCAGUUCUGUUCAAUGAAAUCCUCGACCUAUACCGUACCGGUGAGCUUCACAUUCCCUCCAACUGUUGUGGCGCUGUAGUACAGAGGGAACUGGAAUACUGGAAGAUUCCAAAGUGUUUAAUUUCCGAAUGUUGCAUCCAUUCGUAUCAUAGGUUUGUCCAUGAUCAGAACACGAUCCAGUCAAUCCGAGAAUCUUUUGAUGAGAUUCUUGAUUACGAUCCAAGAGAUUGGAGAGAAGGCAAAUUUAAUAAACUUUUGAGAACAGUUUGGAUAACUCUUGAACAACCAAAAUCCUCCACGUGUGCCAAGAUAUUCAACGCCUUAUACCUGUCUUUGGUCAUGCUGUCCGUUUUUGUUUUCCUCCUCUCCUACCAGCCAUACUGUCGAACCGAAAUUAUGACAUACGAAAAGCUAGUCUUUCUGAAAAACUAUUCCUCCAUCUCAUUGUUCAGGUCAGUGAACUUGAACAACGCCAAACAAGUGAUGUUUUUAACCACAGCAGUUCACCCAGUGCUGGAUAACAUCGAUCUGUUUUGCAUAACCUUUUUCACGCUUGAGUUACUGGCGCAUUUCUUUUCUUGCCCGCGAAAGUUGAAGUUCUUUACCUAUGUGCUCAAUGUCCUUGAUCUGUACCUUGUGGUUGCCAUGUGGAUCACUUAUGCCAUUGAGACGCAUAUAGAAAGUUAUUUGGAUGAUACCAGAAUGAUUAAUUUCUACUCUACAUUAAAAGCAUCGUUAGUACUACGUUUGCUAAGGUUUUUCAGACUUAUGAAGCAAUUCAGUGCUCUAAAAAUUUUGUUCAUGUCUCUGAAAGCAAGCAUCAAGGAAUUGUUGCUUUUAUUCAUAACUUUUCUACUAUCGUCCGUUCUGUUUGCUAGUUUUAUGUACUUCGCUGAAUUUGAUAUACAGGAUGUCUUUCCAACUAUUAUUGAAAGUAUGUGGUGGGCCAUCAUCACUAUGACAACUGUUGGAUAUGGAGACAUGUCCCCGCGGUCCUUUCCUGGAAAACUUGUGGGCAUUGCUUGUGCAGCUGUAGGUAUAGUGAUUAUAGCGAUGCCAAUAGCGGUUGUUGCAGCUAAUUUCAGUGAGUAUUAUUUAAAGAAUAGUGAGAGAAGACUUCGUGGACAGUUGAUGAAGAACAAGAAGAAGAAACAAUCAUGUUGCAGCUGGGGUGAAUCUCGGCAAGUUGACCAUUACAGCACUGGUCAGCCUUCACCAAACAAUCAAAUAAAGAGGAAAAAUUCUAAACUGACAGGCAUAAAUGCCCAUUCCUCAAAAGCAAAUGCUUCAAAUGGUUCUUCUAAAAAGCAAAAAGGCAAAAAAAGUAAGAAGUUUUCGGAUGGAAUGAGAAGUACAGAAACACCAUCGUCUGCCAUUUCGCGAAAGACGGAUGUAGAUGAAAAACAUAAUGGAAUUUGGUGCGAUGUACCCGACUUGCCGGUUUAAUGACGUCAUUACAACCAUUAUGCUCAAACAACUAGAUUCCGGAAAUUGUUAAUCUCCGGAAAACAGCUACCUGUCAGUUGUACAUAUCAUACCCAUGUAGCGUUACUUUGUUGUGCAUUCCUAAGAUAUAGGGCUCACGGCGGGUGUGACCGGUCAACGGGAGAUGCACCCGAUUCCACCUAUGGUGUUUCCAGAGGUCCGUGUUUGCCGUACUCUCAACUUUGUACUAAGUAUUCGUUAUAGAAUAUAUAAGGUUGGCCACUGUUCGUUAUCUUCACCUUUUGAUAUUCAUGUA
Ostrea edulis (European flat oyster) is the source of this 3074-nucleotide messenger RNA. RefSeq names its product potassium voltage-gated channel protein Shaw-like. Gene Ontology annotation, molecular function: voltage-gated potassium channel activity; protein binding. Gene Ontology annotation, cellular component: voltage-gated potassium channel complex; membrane. NCBI's taxonomy places the organism in Eukaryota, Metazoa, Mollusca, Bivalvia, Ostreida, Ostreidae. The transcript is spliced from 2 exons. Gene Ontology annotation, biological process: protein homooligomerization; potassium ion transmembrane transport. Bases 1166 to 2779 code for a protein of 537 amino acids. The record is from RefSeq and is a predicted model, not a curated record.